AUGUCCGCCUUGCAGAGUCAAGGAUUGCAAACGUAUGAUGUUGUGUUUCCGAUCAUUCGACAUUCUGAGGUUCGAAAACUUCGCGAGCUUGGCGCGGGCACUUUUGGAAAAGUUUAUCAAGGUUUCUCGCAUGCAGUAGGAAAUGUAGCGAUCAAGGUUUGCGGGAUGGAGGAUCAGAAGAAGCUCGUCCAGGAAGUGAUUCGCACGCUUCGCUAUGGAGCAGCUCAUCCAAAUAUUGUCAAGGUUUUUGGGUACUUCGAUGACCCGCGUUACGGUCUCUCGUUGGUGCUCGAGUACAUGUCCGGUGGAUCGCUGCAAGAUGUUGCCUGCAAGCGGAAGGAUUUGAUCUAUUAUGUAGAUCAUAUUGUCAGUUGGAUGUAUCAAGUAACGAGUGCAGUGGCUCACAUGCACAAAUGCAACGUUUUGCACAGGGAUUUAAAGCCGGAUAACAUUCUAAUGAACGAAUUGUACACAACCGUGAAAAUCUGUGACCUCGGCGAGUCACGAGUUUUGGCCUCAAAUGGUGAAGAUAUGACAACAAGAGUCGGCAGUUAUCUCUUUAUGGCGCCAGAGGUAAUGACAAGCCAUCAAUACGAUAGUCGUGUCGAUGUGUUCAGCUUGGGAAUGGUGUUCUGGAUGAUGUUUGCGAGAAGAUUGCCGACUUUCAUCCAAAAAUACAAGACUCCGGUGGCAUUCAUUGUUGGGAUUCAAAAUGGAGAACGACCAUCAGAAUUGCCAAUUCUGAAAGUAUUCAAUGAUCUCAUUCAAACAUGUAUGGCUGGGAAUCCGGAGGAUCGCUUGCAUUCGGACAAGCUGCGAGAUUUCUGCGUCGAGCUCAUUGAGAAAUUCCCUCACGGUCAGCAUUUCUUGAUCACGAUGCCGGAAAGUGAUCGACUCUAUGAACCGAUAAAUGUUAGGGGUGAUGUGUACGAUUCAAUGACAGCACUUAUCGAUAAUCCCCUUCAAACGGUGGCUCCGACAAAAUAUAUUGGACCACCAUUACAACCUGAUCCACUUCCCCAUUUGAGACCAAUCGAAGUCACUCCAUCGCCAUCACCCAUCCAUUCACAUCGUAAUCCUUCUCCCCAACCGCCAACUGAAAAGCAAGUCCCGAUCGAGCCGAUUGAGAAAAUGAUCGACGAGAAAUUGGAGCCAUUUCGUACGCUUCUCGAAACAGGAGCUGUCACUAAAACAGUGGUUUUAACGACGACAGAGGAUGGACAUUACAAUCCAUAUCCAUCAACUUUAACAGAAAUAAGCGAUGUGGGGAAAUUGGAGCAAACAUUGAUCGCCUCGAGACAGGAAACACUUGGGGAAUUGAAGGAUGUGAAAGAAUACCCGGAAAUUCACCCAGAGCCCCCCGUUCGAACAGUUCAUUUUACCUUGCAGAAUCUGACGGUACGCGAAGAAGAAAAAGUGAAGGCACCCGAGCCGGAUAUCGUCUCAAAUGUUCAAAUACUUUCACCAAGUGGGGACAUUCUCAAAACGGCCCAAAAUUGGUAUGUGAAAUCGACGAAAAUCGAGAUGAACCACGUGCAACGGAUGAAAGAACGUUACAUGCAAGCAGCUGGAAUCAAAGAAGAAGAUGAA
This is a messenger RNA of Mesorhabditis belari, 1590 nucleotides long. The record is from the annotation of a GenBank genome assembly. Lineage: Eukaryota; Metazoa; Nematoda; Chromadorea; Rhabditida; Rhabditidae.